AUGGAGUGCGAUUCUGAGUUCGGUGAUACCGAAAUCACCAACGUGGGAGAUUCGACGGAGUCUUCACCGCUAAAGACAUAUCAUGAGUCUAAGAUUGAGGCAGAGGGUUUAUGUAGAUCCCCAAAUUUUCUCCAUAUGUUCCAUGAUCUCCGCAAUGGUCUACGCGAUGCUUCUGAGAAGUCUCAAAAGGCUUUAUUGACAUCUUGCAUACUGGGUUUGCAAGAUUUGAUCACAGGAGGAGGAUGA
Messenger RNA from Arabis nemorensis, 246 nucleotides. Lineage: Eukaryota; Viridiplantae; Streptophyta; Magnoliopsida; Brassicales; Brassicaceae. The record is from the annotation of a GenBank genome assembly.